AUGCAUCAGCGUUCUUCUGAGCAAAUAAUUAUCUAUGAGAAUGCAAGCGCUGUUAGAGGUCAUGACCCUGAUGCAGAGAAGAAAGGCAGUGACACAAAGAGAGACCUAGACACAGAUCCACACACAGGAGGAGACACUGCAUGGAGCAGAUGUUACAGAGUGACUGCUCUGUGUGUGCUGCUGCUGUGUGUUCUCCUGCUGACUGCCAUCACAGUGCUGUGGAUCAAAUUCAACACCCUGAAUACAGAAAACAACCAGCUACAGACCAGAUACAACAACCUGACUAAAGAGAGAGACCUGUUACAGACCAGUUGCAACAACCUGACUAUAGAGAGAGACCAGUUACAGAAGGAUAGAGAGGACCUCCAGAGGCUUUCUAAACUAGUGAGAGACUUUAAAGAUGGAUGGACCUACUUCAACUCCAGUCUUUACUACAGGUCUGCUGAGAAGAAGAACUGGGAUGAGAGCAGACGGGACUGCAGAGAGAGAGGAGCAGACCUGGUGAUCAUAAACAGCAGAGAGGAACAGGAGUUCAUCAAUAAAACUCUGCUCAGUGCAACAGCUUGGAUUGGUCUGAGUGACAGAGACACUGAGGGGGUGUGGAAAUGGGUGGACGGUACAGAACUGACCAGCGGCACUGGGUACUGGAGCCAGAGGGAACCCAAUGAUUAUGAAGGAAAUGAGGACUGUGCUAUAACUGGCUACAUCCCACAAGGUGGAACAACAGAUUUCCUAAAUACAUGGAAUGAUGUUCCAUGCUCUUUCAAUUAUGGCCGGAUAUGUGCAAAGAAAUUUUUUUAUUUAGAUGGAAGCUUUUAACAGAGGGUAGCUUGGCUAAACUUAGCAUGUCAGUGAAUUAUAUUUUAACUUCUUGAACCUCUUGAAAAUACAUUUCUUUUGCUCAAAAGCCUGCAUCCAAAUAAAAUGUGUUUUAUGUAUUGUAUUUUUAACCAGUGUUUAAAAAAUAAACACAAUUUAUAGUUUAUUUUCUGAAUCUACAUGUGAAUUUAACGAGAUCGACUUGGUAGGUAACUCCUUCUAAGCACUAACAAGUAAUUCUGUGGUUCAGUGGGGAAUGAAUCUACCUCACAGCUCGAGGGUCUUUGGUUUGAUCCUGAGCUCAGGUUACUGUCUGUGUGGAGUUUUACAUGUUUCCUCAGGGUUCUCAGGUUUCCUCCCAAAAACAGACCAAUAAGUGGAUUGACUAAAUCAUUGUUAUAAUUUAAAUAAUGGUAAUUUAGUGUACAAAAACAAGUAUUUCAUUUAGGAAUUGGUUUGCUAGAAACACCUUCAUGUAGCCCAGUUGUUGAAGCCUCAGUGUAAAUUAGUAAUUAGAUGGAUUUUUACUUAAAUGAUGUUCCUUACAUGAAUGAUGUUUCUUUAUAUUAUCUUGCUGAAUGUCCUUGUGGAAGAGUUUGUAUUGUAGAUAGCUCUUCCUCAGAGGGUGUUAAGUUGCCCUGUGAUGCUCUGAUGCUGCCUGU
Molecule: messenger RNA, 1481 nt
Organism: Pangasianodon hypophthalmus (striped catfish)
Lineage: Eukaryota; Metazoa; Chordata; Actinopteri; Siluriformes; Pangasiidae
Product: C-type lectin domain family 4 member F-like
Exons: 5
Coding region: 1-819 (272 amino acids)
Molecular function (GO): signaling receptor activity
Source: RefSeq, a predicted model, not a curated record